AUGGACUUCUUCAACUUGUUGUGUAACACUUUGGUGUUCGACGUGCAAUGGAAUUUUCACGAGGCGGAGGACCAUGAUUCUGUGACUACUAAUCCAGAAUGGGAGAAUAUCGAUACUAGUAAGCAUCUAUUUCCUUCAAAAAUUUGGGGAAUUCGACCUACAUGGGAAGUGGUUGUAAAAAUUAUCUGUACCUUACCAAUCAUCGUCAUCGGAUCUUUAGCUAACAGCGGAUUAAUUUAUGUGGUACUCAAAGAAAAAUCUCUACACACCAUGACAAAUCUCUUGAUGGUGAAUAUGUGUAUCGCAGAUCUAGGUACUUGUUUAAUAUGCUCAUGGAUGUUUCUUUGCAUCGAUUUGUUUCAAAAUUAUAUUUUGAGAGAGAUUGGUUGUCGACUGGAUGGAUCCUUGGUGCACACUUUGACAUUGGUCGCCGUGUUUAAUUUAAGUGCAAUCAGUUAUGAUCGUGUCUCAGCUAUCGUCUUUAAUUGCUCGGGAAAAUUGACAAGAAGGAUGACGUAUGUUAUACUCUUCUCUACCUGGAUUUCUGGAAUAGCCGUCGCUAGUCCUUUAGUCUGUUUCCGACACUAUUACGAAAGACAAUGGAAAAAUUAUUUAGAAACAUAUUGCACUGACGACACUGUGCUUGUCUAUCCUUAUUGGCAUAUUUUUGCGGGUUUAAGCGUCUGGGUACCAUUGGUUGUCAUGACAAUAUGUUACUCAGCUAUUCUCAUCAAAUUAGACCGCUACGAAUCGCAAGCUCUGAGAAGUAAGUAUUCUAUUGUGAUGAAAUAUAAAAGAAGAGUAGCGCAAGUACUGGCGCUUAUAGUUUUAGCGUUUAUCAUAUGCCGUGUACCAUUCGCUGCGUUAAUAAUUCGAAGGACACAACUAUUAAAAGAAAGACCCAAAACGGGACAAGCAGAAGCUAUCUAUCCAUUAUGGUAUAUUAGCAGAUACCUGGUACUGGUUAAUGCAGCAAUAAAUCCUUUGUUAUACGGUUGCAGUAGCAGUUCAAUGAGAAAGGAAUUAGCAUUAUGCCCUGCCACAUCUUGGCUCAUCCGAAAGAAGAAAAAACAAGAAUCGAAGCCAUGCAGUGUCUCACAGUUAAAACCACAGAAUCUCCAUGCUCUAAGGCCACGAUCUCCUUGUGUACGAACGAACUAUAAUGAUAGAGAAAUAAUACCGAAUAUUUCGUCCACCAUUAUAUGA
Habropoda laboriosa is the source of this 1206-nucleotide messenger RNA. Its product is annotated as neuropeptide Y receptor type 1. The record is from RefSeq and is a predicted model, not a curated record. The coding region runs from base 1 to 1206 and encodes 401 amino acids. Gene Ontology annotation, biological process: G protein-coupled receptor signaling pathway. The transcript has 5 exons. NCBI's taxonomy places the organism in Eukaryota, Metazoa, Arthropoda, Insecta, Hymenoptera, Apidae. Gene Ontology annotation, molecular function: G protein-coupled receptor activity. Gene Ontology annotation, cellular component: membrane.